AUGCAGAAGAGCAUCGUGGAAGUGAACGGCGUGGCGACGUACGUUGCCACUUGGGGAGCGUGGAUUGAAGACGACCUGAGCAACCACCGGGACCUCAUCGUGUGCAUCCCAGGUAACCCCGGAGUUACGGGCUAUUACGAGGAGUUUCUGGAGACGCUCUAUCGCAGCCUCAACAUCCCCGUGUGGAUCGUGUCGCACGCCGGACACGAGGUGGGUCGCGACGUCACCAUCCCACCUCUACGGGGCAACCGACAACUCUACUCGCUGGAAGGCCAGAUUACUCAUAAAAUACAAUUCCUCAAUAAGUAUGUGCCACCUCAUGUUAACAUUUAUUUCGUCGGGCAUUCCAUUGGUACUUAUAUGAUACUGCAAGUUCUGAAGCAAUGCCCAGAAAUAAAUGCAAGGGUAAAGAAAUCAUACAUGUUAUUUCCAGCAAUUCAUCAUCUGAAAGACACUCCGAAUGGAAAGCUGUGGGGAAACUUUUUGCUACGCAUUAAAUCUUUCCUGCUCUUCCUUGCAUGGAUUUUUAUAUACUUGCCGAUUUUUAUAAGGAAGAUUCUUAUAUAUAUUUAUUUUUUAAUUUUUCCAGCUAAGAAGGAAAUGAUACGGCCUACUGUGAAAUUACUCAAUCCUCGAGCACUUCAGAAUGUCUUUUUCAUUGCACAGGACAAUUUGGAUAACGUUAAAGAGUUAGAUCAUGAACUCAUAGAUGAAUUGUCUGACAAAUUACUAUUCUAUUUUAGCAUUACAGAUGGAUGGGCUCCUCUUAGUUUAUAUGAAUAUUUGAAGAAGUUACAUCCUCAAGUGCAUGCACUGACAAGCAGUUACAAACAUGCUUUUGUUUUAGAAGCUGGACGUGAUGUAGCCGGUUGUGUCAGUAAAUGGAUUGAGUCAGAAGCUGUUAACAUAAAAUGUAGAUCAUUAUCAAGGUGA
Molecule: messenger RNA, 933 nt
Organism: Gryllus bimaculatus (two-spotted cricket)
Lineage: Eukaryota; Metazoa; Arthropoda; Insecta; Orthoptera; Gryllidae
Source: the annotation of a GenBank genome assembly